UGGCAACAGCAUGACACACAUAAUUCUGUCAAAACAUAAAUGCUGUAUUAAAUUUUAUUCUUUGUAGUUUGUUAAUGUCAAAACAGAAGGAUGUGGGUAAAAUAUCCAGCACAAGAAAAUCGUCUACUAUUGCGUCUAAAUCGAGUACAAGUGUUAGAGAUGGGAGUACAGAGAGAAAAAGGGCUGACAAAGUGGAAAUACCGAUCAAAAAAAAGAUAAUCUCAUCGUCUUCGACAAACGUAAGGAAAAAAUUGUCAGAGAGCGAUAAACCAAAUAAAUCUGCAUCUGAACCUAUGACAUCGUCCAGCUCCCCUGAAAAACCAGUAGAUAUGAAGUUAUUGAGUAGCAAGAAGCGAAAUAAACCAGAAGUGCCUGUAACACCUAAGAGUAGUAGGGUAUCCAAAACCCAAUUUUUUCCUAGUAAAAAUAUGUACUCACAUGCACUCAGUUCAAAAAGUUCACCAAUUUCUAAAAUAAGUGAUAAGACUAGCAAUAAAUCUAAACAAGGUGAUAGUUUUGCGUCGGGUAAAACUAAUAGUGUCAAAAAAAUAAGUUCGUCCUACGAGUUACCAACGAGAAAUUCAACAAGAAUAGUUACGAAAAAAAGUGAAACGGAGAAUAAACUACUCUCCUCAAAGAAAUCGAAACCGACUGGAGAAAUUUCUUUCAAGAGAUCGACCUCAUCGUUGAAACAUGUGACAUCUGAAAUGAAAUCCAAAAUAGAAACUGGGCCAAAUUCUUUGGAGUCUAACAACUCCGUGUAUACAUCACCAGAUUCUAGUAUUUUAUCUGAAAGGCCUAGAACUGCCACUCUGAAAAGAGGAAGUAUUGUCAACACAAAUAUUGUUGGACCAGAGGCUCCUAUGAUGAAAAAAAUUGUUGAAGGCCAAUCUAUCAGAUCCAAGAUGCCAAGCUCUUCAUUAGCAAGUUUAGAUGACAAUGAAGUGAAAGCGGAUUCUAAACCGAGUCCAAAAUCGGAAACUUCGGAAAAUGAUAAUUAUGAGGAGGACUUUGAAUCAUAUGAAUCUGACUUCGAACAAUACUCUUCUUCAAGUUCCACUAAUUUAGAUAAUAUUACUGGAGAGACAAGCAGCAUUACUACCAACAGUGAUAGUGAUACAGAUGCUCCAGUAACAUCAACACCGAAAAAAAUCAUUUCUAUCGGCAGUGAAGAAGAACGGAAACUAGAUUCAGGUCAUUAUGAUAUGUCUGAUUAUAAACAUAAACAUAUGUUGGAUAAUAUCAAGGAGUUUGUUGAGAAAGAAAAUUCCACUUUAGUUGUAAUGAAUAACCCAGCCUCUUUGUCAGAUGAAGGGUUUGAGGACCAAAAAUCUUUACAGUUGAUCAACUUCUUAGAUGCAAAGAGAAAACAUGAAUAUAGGAAGAGUAUUGAAAUGAAGCAAAAACGUGGUAAAGAAAUACUAAGCAUGAUUAGAUUAGAUUCUUUCACUUUUACGUUGUUUGAUUUACCUCCCGUACCGUAUGAUGUUUUCAUUAAGAAUUAUGGUGCAAGCAACACUGUACAAUCUGCUUCACAAACUGGUGAAGAUAAUGUUGAAGAAGAAAUUCAGACUGAAAAAAUUAUUACUUGCACUAAGUGGACACAAAUCCCAAUUUGUUUCAAUAAUGGCGAUCCAGAUGAUCCAAACUAUUGGAGUAACUAUAAACAAGAUUAUUUAGGAGUUGGAGGAGAUGAAGAAUCGAUUGAGAAGAUAAUUCAAAAACAGCUUUUUGAUGAUAAUGCGUUGAACAAAUUUUUAAAAUCAGCAGGUGAUCUCAUUAUAAGGAUACAGGAAGAAGCGAGGAUGAAAAGCACUGGAAAUAUUAUGAAAAAUCAAAAGCCUAUUCCCUUCAGUGAUGGUCAUAUUUUAUUCAACACCAGUGACAUUAUAUUCGACGGUACUACUAUAAAGUGCGUGUCUUUUUCCUGUGAUACGAAUAAUAAAGUGAUGACGGUUCAUUUAAAGAGAAGUGAAGUACUUGCUAAGGGAAGUGUUCUAGCGAUAUGGAAUAUAUGCAAUUCUGAAGAACCGGAGAUGGUUUAUAUAUCUCAUGGUACCAUAACAUGCUGUACUUUUGGAAAAGAAGAAUUUGGAUUAGUAUUUGCAGGAUUAGAAGAUGGGACAUUGUCGAUAUGGGAUACAAAUAGGAAUACACAAAAACUGUGUUUUUCCAAUAAUGUUCCUGUUCACUCUACGGAUAUUGGUUUUGGGCAUCAAUGCAAGAUAGUUGCUUUACAUCCUGUGAGAAAUGAUUCGAAAGAAUAUUUUCUUGAGAGGUCUUUGACAAAUGAGAUAUGCAGCCUAGACGAAAACGGAGAAAUAAUUCUCUGGACAGUUAUAGUAAAAAAUGAUGAUAUUUCUAGUGAACUGUCACAUAAUGUUUUCCUAGUGAUGAACUCAACCGUAUCACUGAAAACAGUUCACCCCAAUUUGGUUGAAUUGCAAUGCACCGAUUUCGUUAUAAACAGCAUCAAUCCAAAUUUUGCUUUCAUUUCAACCAAUUACGGAUUUAUCGUUCAUCAUCUGGUCAAAGGUGGUAGAGCUAUUGUGAAGAAAUUUUUGUCAGGAGCGCUCAGCGAUGUUAACUCAGCAUACAUUGACCAUAAUCACGAAGGCGAUAUGGAUGACAAUACCAGUAUGUCGUCAAGAGCAUCAUCCAGAAUAUUUGAUUCGGACGCCAUGAUGUCACUGGAUUCUCUUAGUGCCCUGUAUGAUUCGGAAUACGACAAUUGCUACAGAACAGAUGACGAUUUGAAUGCUGUUCCAGAUUUAGAAAGACUCAAUUAUUUCUCAGUGCCUGCCAAUGAUGUACAUCUUGCGAAUAUUCGUUCGAUGAGCGAAUCCAUCACUAGAAACUUUGGGCAACCUAGAAGUGAAACAGAUCCUGAAAGUGAUGUUUAA
Messenger RNA from Leptinotarsa decemlineata (Colorado potato beetle), 2903 nucleotides. RefSeq lists its product as uncharacterized. Gene Ontology annotation, molecular function: dynein light chain binding; dynein heavy chain binding. Gene Ontology annotation, biological process: intraciliary transport. The record is from RefSeq and is a predicted model, not a curated record. Gene Ontology annotation, cellular component: cytoplasmic dynein complex. NCBI's taxonomy places the organism in Eukaryota, Metazoa, Arthropoda, Insecta, Coleoptera, Chrysomelidae.